Messenger RNA from Schistosoma intercalatum, 2958 nucleotides. NCBI's taxonomy places the organism in Eukaryota, Metazoa, Platyhelminthes, Trematoda, Strigeidida, Schistosomatidae. The record is from the annotation of a GenBank genome assembly.
AUGUUGGUUAUGGAUAAUUCUGAUGGAAGACAAUUUCAUUCCACACAUCACUGUCAAUGUAUCCAUUCAAUGUAUGCAAAAACAUUAACAAACACAACUUUAAUACCGACAAGGAAAUCAUUUAUCAUUUUGAUUGUGUUGAUACUCGCAUUUAUACUUCCUGAUUAUGCUUCAGGAUUGACAAAUUCAAAGAGUGUUGUUAAUGUUCCAUUUUACAGACAUAUGUUAACUACUAGUGCAACUGGAAAUAUCGGCGAUGACAAUAAUGUGUCGAUUCAUUCAUCAGAGGAUUUUAGAUUACCACGUACAUUGUUUCCACAUCUCUACGAUUUGUCAAUUCAAGUCCAUUUGCAUGAUAACAAGUCACAAGCAUUUUUCUUCAAUGGAUCUGUGACAAUAAAAGUUUUCUGUAAUGUGUCGACAACCGAGUUCUUCGUACAUGCAGCCGAUAAUCUGAAUGUGAGCUUGGAUCAAAUCCAUAUGUCUCUUCUUCAUGAACAAAAUCAAACAAGUUCUAUCAUUGAAAUAGAAGACGUUAGUUAUUUUAAAGAUGCUGAGUGCUAUCGAAUUAAACUCAAAACGCCUUUGCAACCAUAUACUUAUUACAACCUGACAUUUGGACAGUUUCGUUCUGAUAUGAAGUAUGAUUCUGAUGGACUGUAUAUUAGCAGAUAUUUGGAAAAUGGGAUUUACAAAUAUGUGGCAAGUACUGAUUUAGAACCAAGUGAUGCCAGGCGUAUAUUACCAUGUUGGGAUGAACCAGAAUUUAAAGCAAAAUUCAAGGUCAAUAUUGUACGCGACGAAAAUUUCCAUUCGCUUUCAAACAUGAAUUUGGAAAGUACGGAAGUGUUGUACGAUAACUGGCAUGUCGACAGGUAUAACACCAGUGUGAAAAUGUCCACAUAUCUGUUGGCAUUUGUAGUUUCACAGUUUUCGAAUAUUCAGAGGACAGACAAUAGAGGACGAAACUUCACUGUUUGGGCAAGACCGGAUAAAAUUCGAUCAGCUGAAUAUGCACUUGAUAUUGGCAUAAAAUUAUUGGGAUACUUUGAAGACUAUUUUGGCAUCCCUUAUUCACUUCCUAAAAUGGAUAUGAUUGCGAUUCCUAACUCUUCAAUAACGGCAAUGGAAAACUGGGGUUUGAUAACGUAUAGAGAAAACUUAUUGUUGUGGGACCCAGAAAAUUAUUCAGUGGCAUCCCAAAUCCUCGUGACUUUCGUUAUUUCACAUGAACUUGCUCACCAGUGGUUAGGAAACUUGGUGACAAUGAAAUGGUGGGAUAACUUGUGGUUAAACGAAGGCUUUGCAACAUUUUUCGAAUACAUCGGAGUACAGUUACUACAUCCUGAUUGGAAAGUAGAUGAACUAUUCAUACUGGACGAAUUGAUUCGUGUGCUUGAUAGAGAUACGUCGAUGAAAUCAAGACCAGUCAUUUAUUCAGUCAAUACCACAACACAAAUCAAAAGCAUGUUUGACAUAUUCACCUAUAGUAAGGGCGCCUCCUUGGUUUGGAUGAUGGAGAAAUUCAUGGGCCGUAGUGCGUUUCAAAACGGUGUAAAAAGAUAUUUAAUUCAAAACCAAUAUAAGAACACAGAUGAAAAGGAUUUAUGGAAGGCAUUAUCUGAAGAAUGGAAUACUCAAGAAAAUCAUUUAGAUAUUGAAUUUAUUAUGGAUUCUUGGACUAAGCAGAGGAAUUAUCCACUAGUGAUUGUGAAGAGAAAUGGGUCGAAUGUGUUUUGUUUUGAGCAGAAGCGUUUCUUUCAACACUAUGGUAACAAGUCAUCUCAAACAAAUCGUGAACACCCCUGGAUAAUACCAAUCACCUAUGGGUCAGCACAAACGGUGGACUGGACAAAUGUUGAUAUUGUGUGGAUGGUGAACAACAAAAUGAAUCAAACAAUGAACAUAAACUCAGACGACUGGUAUUUGUUGAAUGUAAAACAAGGUGGAUUUUAUCGGGUUCACUACGCUGACAAUAACUGGAUCUUAUUAAUCAAUCAAUUGCAAAGGAAUUUCAAGGCUAUUCCAGUUUUCUCACGCGCACAAAUAUUGAAUGAUUUAUUCAGUCUUGCAAAUCGUGAUAUCGUACCGUAUACCCUUUUCCUGAACGCGACAAAAUAUUUAAACCGCGAAGAUGAGUUUAUUGUAUGGAUAACAGCUAGUCGAGCGCUGCUCUACAUUAAUAGCAUGUUUGCUCUGAAUGAGAAUUAUGAUGUUUUCCAAGCAUACUUGCGAACUCUUGUCGAUAACCGAAUUCGAUCAGCUAGUCAGUCAUUUGUUAGUACAGGUGAAGAUCCUCAAAAGAUACGUUUUGACGAUAAUGUGAUCAAACUCGCUUGUAUAGCUGAACAUCAUCUUUGUGUGAACAAAACUACGGAUCUCUUCAGACAAUGGAUGUCGAAACCCGAAACGAACCCCAUACGACCUGAUUUGAGAUUCAUUACUUAUUGUACAGCUAUUCGUCAUGGUGGUCAACAAGAAUGGAAAUUUUUAGAAAGUCAGCUGACGUUGAACGAUUCUGUAAAUGAGGAAGAGACUGAAAACAAGAUGUUGGCAUUAACGUGUUCUCGUGAUAAAGAAAUUAUGAAAGAGUACUUAAGGCGGGUAAGAGAGAACAAGAACUUCUGGUUUACGCUUGACUAUUUCUCAGAGUCUCCAGUUGGUAACCAACUUUUAUGGGAUCACCUGAGUGAUGUACAAAAUCUUGUUGAACAUAAAGACUUUACGAAAUUAUUAACAAAAACACUAACUGGGUAUCCUUACUCAGUGUUUAGUGGAACAAAUCAUGAAAAGAUCCAUGUAACAGAAGCAAAUCAUCAGAUAGACCCUGAACUUCGAAAGACGAUCGAUUAUUUAAUUCAGAUAUCCAGAGAAAAAUUGAAAUGGACUGAAAACUAUUCUGACAUUAUUGUUCGGUGGUUGAAUGAAAAUAUCCCAGUAUUUACCUAUUUAUCAUAG